Molecule: messenger RNA, 3256 nt
Organism: Closterium sp. NIES-67
Lineage: Eukaryota; Viridiplantae; Streptophyta; Zygnematophyceae; Desmidiales; Closteriaceae
Source: the annotation of a GenBank genome assembly
GCUAGGACGGUUAGGACUACAGCCCAUUUCCUAACUACUAGGUCGUAUCUGAAAGUACCCCCAAUGCGGCAGCAGAAGGAAGUACCAGCAAUCCAACAGGCACGCCAACGGGGAAUAGCGGCAGGUGCUGUAGCACGGUGCAUCCGUCAGGCCGCGAGUCACGCACAGGUGACGUCCGCCGAGCACAGCCCCAUCAGGAAAACCUGCGCGCGGCGAAAAAACCACCGGCGGAUGUCCAGCAUUACUAGCGCACUCCAAGGUCCCCAUCCCGCCCUCGCGCAACCAUCCCCACAUUCCGCCCUCGCGCAACCAUCCCCAUGUUCCGCCCGCGCUCAUAUCCCCACAUUCCGCCGUCGCCCCACAUUGCCUGUUUCCCCCUCUUGCCACCCCCAGCGCUCCCUAUCUCCCCCACCCUCUUUCGUUUUUUAGAAUUGUCAAAAUAUAUUGCGCUCUCCCUCGCCCUGUGUCCCCCAUCCGGUCGGUCACCCGAGUUCCCUACGGCCCUAUCUCAACGGGCUGGCGGGCAAAGCCAGGUGGGCGCAGCGGGGAAUGCGGGAUAGGCGCGUUUACGGUCAGGCCUAGUCGCGAGGGCAGUCCGCGCUCGGCGCAAGGACUGGCGUGCACGGCUUGGCGUGAGUGAGGGCAUGGCGGGCUGCGCGCGAGGGCUGCGCAGGAUAGGCGUGAGGGCGUCUCGUUCUUGGCGGGCUUGGGUUGAGUGGACUCCAUGCGGGAGGGCAUCGGUCGGUGCGCCGGGGUAGCGGACUUGCCGCGUGAAGCAGGGCGCCUCACCCUUGCCCCGCGGAUGGGCAGAACGUAGCCCGUCGCCGCAUGUGAAGGUGCAAUUCCACUGCGCCCCUCUGGUAACCUCGUUUUGACCCAUUCCCUUUGGUACAGAGUGGUGUGCGGAGCUGUGAACAGUUGCUUGUGCGAGGUUGGUGGCGAAUGCCAACCCCUUUAGAUCCGGCCAGUCAGCAGCUUCACAGCACAGCUCUCUCAUUUCUGCGGGUGGCGAGGGUGUCGUCACCUUUAAAGGGUAACCCUGUCGUUUGACGAAUUCAACUGCAAGAAUUUUGAAGUUGAUUUCAACCAUUCUGUGCGAUGGCUUUAAGGGCCCAUUUCGACGUAGCAGCAAGGUCGAUUUGAGCAGCUGCAACUCAUUUCGACAAUGCUGGUAGAUCGUUCAAAGUUUCAGGCGAUUAGGGGGGAGAGAGCAACGCAAUUAGGAGGCAGAGAGUUGGGCGUUCCUGCUUUUCCAUGGGCACUUUUUCCGCUUUCUGACCUUCAUUCCGUUUUUCCUCCGUUUUGCUUCAUCCUACUUCUGAUUCCUCGUUCCUGCAUCCGUUCCAUACAAAUCUUUCGUUUCCUUCGCAAAAUGGUACGCCCCUUGACUGCACCCAUGCACCUCAGUCCCUAUCUCUCCCCACCCCAGGUCAUUCCCCCCUUGGCAUGCCAACCUCCCCCCACUGGGAUCUGCGGUGCCUUGCGUGAACCCCGCUGCCUUGAAACCCUGUCGCCUCCAUCCCACACCUCCUUGCUCCCCCCCGGAAGCUGCCCCAAGUGUGCACUGCUGUUCCACUCGGUCUCUCCCGUCUCCACUGGUCGUUCCUUCCUUGGCAGGUCACACAUCCCCACUUGUCCUCGCGAUGCUCAGACUGCUCACAGAUGCUCAGACCGCCCACCGAUGCUCAGACUGCUCACAGAUGCUCAGACCGCCCACCGAUGCUCAGACUGCUCACAGAUGCUCAGACCGCCCACCGAUGCUCAGACUGCUCACAGAUGCUCAGACCGCCCACCGAUGCUCAGACUGCUCACAGAUGCUCAGACCGCCCACCGAUGCUCAGACUGCUCACAGAUGCUCAGACCGCCCACCGAUGCUCAGACUGCUCACAGAUGCUCAGACCGCCCACCGAUGCUCAGACUGCUCACAGAUGCUCAGACCGCCCACCGAUGCUCAGACUGCUCACCUCAAGCAUGCCCUUCACUCCCGUCCCCACCCAUGGUUUCGUGGCAGCUCAGAGUGAGCAAUUCUACCCAUCACACACACCCUCCCUUCCCACAUCCGCGGUCCUUCCCUGGCCAGCCGUUCACCCCCAGCCAGGCCAUUCACCCCCUGGCCGCAUCUCAUAGGGAGCAACACAGCCCCUCACUCCCUCUCUCCCCACCUUGCAGCUUGAAGCUCAAACAUCCAAAACCGAGCUUCCAUGCGGAAAGAGUCACUUCUGGCGGCCGAGGAGCGAACCCGUGCCUUACUGGGGAUGCAAGUCGCAGUGGCAGCAUCGUCCGCUCUCACCCACUCCGCGAGUCCCGCCACUCAUCUGGCGCCGCCUCGCAGCCCACCGCCCGCUGCUCCGCGCAGACUUGCGCCAUCUCAGCCGCCCCUUUCCGCGCGCUCGUUCUCCCUCUUGACCAUGGUGCUCGCUCUCUCCCACCGCGCGCUUUUCCCCGCACUGCCUUGCCUUACUCUGGCAAUGGGGAGGGAGGGGAGAGAAGCGAGCAACAAAGGCUCUAGUGAUGGUACGGACCUCCAUUGCACUGCUGCUGCUGCUGCUUUUCCUGCCCCUCCUGCUGUUGCCCUUCCUGCUGCUGCAGAUGAGGGAGCAGUUGUUGCUGACGGUGACAGUGACAGCAGCAGUGUGUGGGAGGGGCUGAGCAGUAUGCAGCUGCAGGUGGGGACGGCAACACUGGCCAGCGCCUCCGGGUCCUCUCGUCCCGUCCAUCGGGUUCUAGCCUCGGGUGCUGGGGCGGUUGUGGCAGCACCAUCACAACCACCAACUUUGCCCGCAGAGUGCAGGGACGGCAGCGCUGAAACAGCAGUGGUGGUGACGACAUUCCUCUAUGACCAGGUUCCCAUCGUGGAUCGCUUGUUUCCUUAUGAGGUCAUUCUGACCAACACGUGUCAGCAGCGGGCCAUCUCUCGCCUGAGCAUCAACUUCUUUAGUUACAAUGGCAGAUUUCGCCCCUACUUCCUCAUGCCCCGCCUGCAGUUCAUUGGAUAUGGCAUAGCUAAUAAACACAGUAAAGAAAAUUAUCAGUUCAGGGUACUCCCUCCCCUGGGUGCACCUGAGGACUCGGUGAUAAUCCCUCCUGGUGCCACUUUCAACUUCAACACCACUAUGACGCUCGUGUUGUACUACAACAUCACUGUUAUUGCAGCCGCCUUCUCUCCUUAAUUCCUACCGCUACUCUGAGUCCGCCAUUGCUGCAGCUGGCUGGCGCGUUGCCGUUAUUAUUGCCGUCGGUUGCCCGUAUCCGACAC